AUGAUGAGCCAGUGCUCCAUGUUCUUCUGGCGUCAAUUUCAGCUACCCUACGGCGAAAAAGCGCCCUACUUUGAGGAAGCGCCAUUUUUGCUGCUGGCCAUGGUCAGCGCCUGUAACCCCGUAAUUACCAUGUAUUACGUACUACCGUACCGACGGCGUGUCGUGGAAAUGAUCGGUUUCUGGAGACGAUCAUCGGCCAAAGUGCAGCUCUACGACAUCACUUUUGCGGCUUCGACCAGCACCACUGAUGCCACCCGGGAACUCUUGGUAGCUGGCAGAAAUAUUUCGCUAUUCCCCGAUGAUCCAAAUAUCGCAGCCAUGCUCGGCUACGAGAGUAUUUUCCAGGGAACCACGAUGGUCCUGAUUGUUUGGAUCUUGUUUCCGGUUUUUCCGGGAUAUUGUCUAUCGAUUUAUUAUCGCACCAAAAUUAUGCAUAUUCUUAAUGAUAACACGUCGGCGAUGAGCAAUAGUACGAAGCGGGCGCAGCACGAUUUGAUCAAGGCCCUAACUAUACAAGCAGUACUUCCGGUAGUCAUGAUGAGCCAAUGCUCGGUGUAUUUCUGGCGUCAAUUCCAGCUACCGUUUGGCGACAAAGCACCGUACUUCGAGGAGGCUCCAUUUUUACUGCUGGCUAUGGUCAGCGCCUUCAGCCCAGCAAUCACUAUCUACUACCUGCUACCGUAUCGCAAGCGCGUGGUCGAGAUCGUCAUUUUCUGGAAGAAAUUUGCCCAAAUUGGCCACGACAUUGCCGUCAACUGGACACGCUACUACCUCAUCUAUGUCUGCCUCGUGGCCGCUAGCAUCUUGACCGCCUCCGAAACCCAUCACUCGGCUCACCAUCUGGCGAUCACCAACGACUUGGUGACGGAAGGCUGGCUGAAGACGCUGAUCACGAUCGGCGACUGCAUUGCCCUUGUCUGCCACUACAUCCGCUUCCUCCUCCCCGCCUUCCUCGUCGCCGUCCGCUGCAGCGCCGAUUUUCAGUCCCCGCAGUGCACCCGCAUCGCCUUCAUCGUCUUCAGCUGUGCCCUCUUCUUCGGCCCGAACGUCACCAACUCGCAGCUCCACAUCCCCGGCCUCGAGGGUCUCAUCGGCCAGCACCACCUCCUCACCGGAAUGCUCGGCUACUUCUUCGUGUCCUGUUUCACCGCGUUCUUGGACAAGUUCUCCCCGUCCCCCUCCAUCAUGCCGGCCUGGCUGAUGCAGUUCUUGUACAUCAUCUUCUCUUUCGUCAUGGUUGACCUCAUCCCCUACAUCUUCUUCACCCUCAUGAUGAUGUGGUUCCCGCAGAUGUUCUUGUACUAUUGGUUCCCGAUCAUCUUUGCCAUGGACAUUGUCAUUUUGGGGGUUAUCGUCAAGUUCUCGGAGGAUUUCUAUGGGGCCAUCACGCAGAAGUUUGAGAACUUUCUG
Messenger RNA from Mesorhabditis spiculigera, 1410 nucleotides. Lineage: Eukaryota; Metazoa; Nematoda; Chromadorea; Rhabditida; Rhabditidae. The record is from the annotation of a GenBank genome assembly.